ACCGCCGAGCCCCAGUGGGAGUGGCGGGGGCCUGAGAACCGGAAUUGUGGCGAACCAGAAUAAUUUAAAAAUGACCACACCGAACAAGACACCUCCUGGUGCUGAUCCUAAGCAGUUGGAGAGGACAGCAACAGUCAGGGAAAUUGGGUCUCAGGCUGUUUGGUCACUCUCUUCCUGCAAACCAGGGUUUGGAGUGGAUCAGUUACGGGAUGACAAUCUAGAAACUUACUGGCAAUCUGAUGGCUCUCAGCCUCAUUUAGUGAACAUCCAAUUCAGAAGAAAAACAACAGUGAAGACAUUAUGUAUUUAUGCAGACUAUAAGUCUGAUGAAAGCUACACUCCAAGCAAAAUCUCAGUCAGAGUAGGAAAUAAUUUUCACAACCUUCAAGAAAUCCGGCAACUUGAAUUGGUGGAACCAAGUGGCUGGAUUCACGUUCCUUUAACUGACAAUCAUAAGAAGCCAACUCGCACAUUCAUGAUACAGAUUGCUGUUCUAGCCAAUCAUCAGAAUGGAAGAGAUACCCACAUGAGACAAAUUAAAAUAUACACACCAGUGGAAGAGAGCUCCAUUGGGAAAUUCCCUAGAUGCACAACCAUUGAUUUCAUGAUGUAUCGUUCAAUACGGUGACUUUAAAAUGGACAGAAGUGAACAGACAUUUGUUUUAUCCUAUCAUUGGAUAGUAUAUCAAGUAUCUUUGGUGAAAAGGCGUGUUACUUUGCAAUUUUACAUACAUUUUAAAAUAAUUUAGAUAAAUAACUUUUAGGUCAUGUCUGUUUUUUAUAUAAUAAAGCUCAUAUAUUUUAUGUUGCUAAAAAUGAAUUUGAAGUCAAUCUUUAAAUUUUUCUUUAUAUUAAAACUAGUUAAACUGAAAAUUUGAAGAUAUAUAUACUAUGUGUUUGCUUUAUGGUGAUUAUUUCAUAUAAUGGUUGUUGGAUAUUGGGAGCAAAAUGGAAUUUUCAAUAGCAUCGAAGUGGAAACUUAAAGGUACUUUGGAAUAUUAGUUGUGUUGGAUGGUGUUUUCCUGGAGCAGACAUGUGAAGGAAUGUUUUCCUGAAGCAGACACAGGUGAAAGACCAAGGAAGACAGGUGAAGGAACAUUUGGCUGAAACAGACCCAGGUAUGUUCUGCUAAGGCAAGCAUGUGAGAGGGCUCUGAGUGAAGACAUGCAUGUAUUGGUCCUCCUUACAUUGCAUAGUUGAGCUGCAUUUUUUGGGACUCUAACAUCAAAAUCUUCUGGUGGUGUGCUACUGCUUCUUGUUGCUUCUGCAGAUUUGGGCUGAUUGGCAGAGACCUGUCAGCUGAGACAUACUUAAUGUGCUGAAGCAAAGCACGUGCUGAGACAAUAACAUGUGGAGGACACUUGAUGUCUGGAGAGAGGAUAAAUAGGACUCACAGUGACAGAGGCUGAACUAGUCUUGCUUAUAGAGCUAUCUGUGCAACGCUUGAGAGGCACAGCUGAGAACUUUUCCUGGUGUUCCUGUUGGCCAUGGUCCUUCCUGUUGACUAGUGCCAGGGCUAAGGCCUGGCUGUCUCUGCUAGGUAGUGCCAUCGCUGCUGAUUGGUGUUUGCUCUCUUGACUUCUGUGAACUGAACUGCUGAUUUCCUGACAAUGCAGAUGGGAGUUGCUCUAAAGAACCAUAUCUUAAACAAAUCUAC
Mus caroli (Ryukyu mouse) is the source of this 1657-nucleotide messenger RNA. RefSeq names its product anaphase promoting complex subunit 10 (gene Anapc10). Lineage: Eukaryota; Metazoa; Chordata; Mammalia; Rodentia; Muridae. The record is from RefSeq and is a predicted model, not a curated record. Gene Ontology annotation, cellular component: anaphase-promoting complex. Gene Ontology annotation, biological process: protein K11-linked ubiquitination; anaphase-promoting complex-dependent catabolic process.